Fulvia fulva is the source of this 1275-nucleotide messenger RNA. RefSeq lists its product as uncharacterized. Lineage: Eukaryota; Fungi; Ascomycota; Dothideomycetes; Mycosphaerellales; Mycosphaerellaceae. Gene Ontology annotation, molecular function: G protein-coupled receptor activity. The transcript has a single exon. Gene Ontology annotation, biological process: adenylate cyclase-activating G protein-coupled receptor signaling pathway. The record is from RefSeq and is a predicted model, not a curated record. Gene Ontology annotation, cellular component: plasma membrane. The coding region runs from base 1 to 1275 and encodes 424 amino acids.
AUGUCCAAUGACAUGCUGAGCGCCAUGGCGCAAUUCACAGACAAGACUGGAACAUUAGCACCGCUCGAAGGCGACAUCCGCCGCGGCCUGAAAGCCAUCGCAGUAGCGGCCUUCAUGUCCAUCUCGAGCACCGUCUUCCUCUUCGGCUACCUCUCCUGGCGCCUGAUCACCUGGAAGCAGAGAGGCUACGCCCAUGUAAAUCAAUACGUCGCCAUCCUCCUCAACCUCGUCUUCGCCGACUUGAUCCAAGCUAUCGGUUUCUCCCUAAGUCUACACUGGCUCCGCGACAACAGCAUCACUGCCGACACAUCUGCAUGCUGGACGCAAGGCUGGUUCAUCAACGCGGGCGACGUCGGCGCCUGCUUCUUCACCCUCGCAAUGGGCGUGCUCCUCUUCUGCGACAUCGUCCUCGAACGCCGCAUGAAACGCUAUCCGGUCUUCCUCGCCAUGAUCGUCGGAAUCUGGACGCUCGACUUCUUCCUCGCAUCCAUAGGCGUCGCCCUCCAUCCCGCAGACUUCUACCGCCGCGCCGGGAUGUGGUGCUGGGUAAACGAGAAGUACCUCGACGAACGCCUCGCGUUUCACUACAUCUGGGUUCUCCUCACAGAAUUUGGGACCGUAGUUCUCUACACCAUAAUGUUCAUAACACUCUGGCGCCGGGUGCGGCAAGUUCAAUGGGACGGCGAAGACGUGCGCCUUAGACGACGAGCACAAUCUGCGGCAUGGAGCGUCAUCGCCUACCCAAUCGUCUACGUCCUCUGUACCCUUCCCGCCGUCAUCGCCCGCUUGGGGAUCAUGACAGGCCGCAAAGUCGGCUACAUCGAGCUCUCCGUCGUGGGCUUCAUGCUCACAUCCAACGGAUGGCUGGACGUAAUCCUCUACACCACCACCCGCCGUAGUCUCAUCACGGGCCCUCCUAUGCGGGACCAGGAGCUCCAUGCUCUGGAUACGUUCGUGAUGUGUCGUGGCGACGGCGGCACCGCUCCCAAGAAAUCAGCAGACCAAAUGAAAAAGUCGGAAAUCAUCGAGACAGAACGACAUGAUGUCUCAGUUGGCGACUCCUGGAACGACGACGAUAUCAGUCGUGAAGUCAUCAUUGAGAGCAAGACGAGAGACUUCACCGCGGAGCUGGAUGCAGUGUGGAGGCCGCAGAGUAUGGAGCCUCCGCCAGGCGUCAGGGCGCACCAGGCGUUAGAUUGGGAGACGUUUGAAAGGGUAUGUAAUGAACAUGGCAAGCACCGCGAGGCCUUUGAAAAGAUUGGUGAGGCGAAGUGA